AUGAGGCUGAUUACUUUAUCUAUCAAGAUUGUAGCCACCUUUCUACUUACCCGAUCGAGCUUACGAUCAAAUCGUGUACUUGCUUUGAACACAAAUGUACCCUCUCCCGGUCAAAAGGGUCCAUUCUUAUGGGAUUUGAAUGAAGAAGCCAGCUCGCAGGGAAGCAGUGGCUUAAGUCUUCACAAUGAUCAUGCGACGCAUGAGAUUACAUCGAAGCUGAAUAACAUUGAAAGAGGUGUGGAACAUCGACUUUCUGGCUCGAAACGACCGAGAAAUUUGGACAGCGAUCCCACAGAACAGUCCGCUUGGGGUGCAAAAAAGGCAAGAGACGCAAUCAAGAGGCCACGGAAAGAUUUAACAAGCUUUAAAUACAUGGCGGGCUUCGCGGAAGCCACUCAAAAGGUAUCAUCAGUAGAUCAUCUCAAGCCAUUUUCAAAACAAAACACGGUAAGUAUUCAUUGA
Messenger RNA from Meira miltonrushii, 462 nucleotides. RefSeq lists its product as uncharacterized. The record is from RefSeq and is a predicted model, not a curated record. NCBI's taxonomy places the organism in Eukaryota, Fungi, Basidiomycota, Exobasidiomycetes, Exobasidiales, Brachybasidiaceae. The transcript has a single exon. Bases 1 to 462 code for a protein of 153 amino acids.